Messenger RNA from Staurois parvus, 570 nucleotides. Lineage: Eukaryota; Metazoa; Chordata; Amphibia; Anura; Ranidae. The record is from the annotation of a GenBank genome assembly.
GUCAUCCCCUGUACUAUCCACAGUCUCUGGUCAUCCCUGUGCUGUCCGCAGUCUCUGGUCAUCCCUGUGCUGUCCGCAGUCUCUGGUCAUCCCUGUUCUGUGUCCGCAGUCUCUGGUCAUCCCUGUACUGUGUCCGCAGUCUCUGUCUCUGGUCAUCUCCUGUACUGUGUCCGCAGUCUCUGGUCAUCCCUGUACUGUCCGCAGUCUCUGGUCAUCCCUGUGCUGUCCGCAGUCUCUGGUCAUCUCUGUGCUGUCCGCAGUCUCUGGUCAUCCCUGUGCUGUCCGCAGUCUCUGGUCAUCUCUGUGCUGUCCGCAGUCUCUGGUCAUCCCUGUACUGUGUCCGCAGUCUCUGGUCAUCCCUGUGCUGUCUGCAGUCUCUGGUCAUCCCUGUACUGUGUCCGCAGUCUCUGGUCAUCUCCUGUACUGUGUCCGCAGUGUCUGGUCAUCCCUGUACUGUGUCUGCAGUCUCUGGUCAUCCCUGUACUGUGUCCGCAGUCUCUGGUCAUCCCUGUACUGUGUCCGCAGUCUCUGGUCAUCCCUGUACUGUGUCCGCAGUCUCUGGUCAUCCCU